UACAUAUAUUGUUCUAAUCCGGUUGAAUAGCCAAGAAAAUGUCUUCCAAUAUCACAAUUUUGCUUGUUAUUUUUGCCCUCCUAUGUGAUGUUAUGGCUUCCGAUCCUGACCCGAUUCAAGACUACUGCAUACCGAACCCGAAAUUUGGUGCCAUAAGAACACCUCUUCACACCAUCCUCCCAUGCAAGAACUCGUCCGAGGCCACCACCGAUGACUUCAUCUUCUCUGGGAUGAAGGUGGCCGGAAACUUCAGCGACAUGGGUAUCGCAGCCAUCGCAGUGAACCCAACAGUCUUCCCGGGGAUCAACACGCUCGGGAUGUCAUUCGUACGAGCUGACCUCAUAGUUGGUGGAAUCAAUCCACCACAUUUCCACCCUAGAGCCACAGAGAUAUCCCACGUAGUGAAGGGGAGUGUUUAUUCAGGGUUCGUUGAUUCAACCAAUAGGGUUUUUGCUAGGGUUAUUGAGCAAGGGGAGGUCAUGGUGUUCCCUAGGGGUCUAGUGCACUUCCAAAUGAAUGUUGGCAAGAAGCCUGCUACAAUUUUUGGUAGCUUCAACAGCCAAAACCCAGGAAGUCAAAGGAUCCCCUCUGCCAUUUUCGGGUCGGGAAUAAACGAUGAGCUCUUGGAGAAGGCAUUUGGAUUGAGUCCUAAGCAGAUUGGAACGAUGAGAAGAAGAUUUGAUCCAAAAAGUAUGAGUUAGAAAGCGGGAUUGAAGGGGCAAUUGCUUUAGUUGAGUUGUGUUCUACGUUGAUUUGCCCUAUAACUGUGGAGGAGCGUUGUUAGUUAUUGUAUCUUGUAUCAAUACGGUACUUCAAUCUUAUUGUUUCUUGUAUCGAUACAGUACUUAAAUGAAAUUUCUGGUGCAAGAAGUUUGUAGUUCAAUUAGCUAAGAGUUUUCGCCUCUUCACUUCAAGUCCUAGUUCGAUUUCCGCCUCCCUGCUAUCAUUUGUAUCAACAAAAGGAAAAAGAAAUUACGUGGUGCAAAGUUUUCAUUAAUCUCGCUUCGAAUAGCUCCACAUCCAAACGUACCAAGCAACAAUCCUAGUUUCACACAAUUAUUUCUCAAAUCCAACUUUCAAAAUUCAAUCCCUAAGAAGCAACUGCAUUAUGAUGCAACAAUCUAUAAACAGAGUUGGCCGGUACAAGAUCUAUCAUACAUACCAAACUGACUAACUGAAAUUCAGUAACUCCGUAUUGGAGAAAUGCACAGAAAAGUUCACCCCGAGGUAGCUCGUUACGUAAGAGGAAAUGUUUACUAUCCGUCGGUUAAAAGUGCCUUGACAAUGGUCUCGCACAUCCCAUCAGCAAGUGGCAACAAAUGUCCAGCACCUGGUAUCUCAUGAUAGUGGAUCCAUGGAAGCUGUUCAGCAAUGUAGCGUUGCAGUAAAACGGGUACCAUGCGAUCUUCAUCUCCAUGCCACACGUGGACAGAAGCUUCAUUGUUAGGGAAUGGGUUUUCCAGUUCCAGAGGACUGAAUUCCCAGGUCCCAAAUCCAACAUUCA
Messenger RNA from Malus domestica (apple), 1504 nucleotides. The record is from RefSeq and is a predicted model, not a curated record. Lineage: Eukaryota; Viridiplantae; Streptophyta; Magnoliopsida; Rosales; Rosaceae.